Molecule: messenger RNA, 1257 nt
Organism: Parnassius apollo (apollo)
Lineage: Eukaryota; Metazoa; Arthropoda; Insecta; Lepidoptera; Papilionidae
Source: the annotation of a GenBank genome assembly
AUGGUGAAAGAAAAAUGUAAGAAAAAUGAAGAUGAGUUGGAAAGGAGAAGGAUUGCAAGAAGGGAAAAAUAUAAAAGAAUAAAAAGCGAUCCCGAAAAAUAUGCCGUUGAAAGGGCUAAAAAAAAGGAGGCUUACUUAAAAAGGAAAAGAGAGAAGAAAGUAAAAAAUAUCAACCAAAUGUCUCCAAGGGCACAAAGAGCACAAAGAAAGCGUUGGAGAGAAAAUUCGAAGCGAUACCUGGAGAAGAAAGCACAAGAACGGAAGAUACAAGAAGUAACCAUUUCCCAAGUGCUCGAAGCUCACAUAAAAAUAAAUGAUAAAGAGUUCUCCGAUCCUUUGUAUGAGGAAAAUGUAAAAAAAGAGAUAAAUAAAGAAAGUAAGAAAAGAACAUUCCAAAGUAAAAUUAAAGCCUUACAGUUAAAACAUGCAAUAGAAAAAAGAGAAAUGACCUUAUUAAUUAAGAAAUACCAAAAGCGCUGCAGAAUUUUGACAAAGAAAUUAAAUAAAAUAAAAGAAAAUCAGGCAUAUACUGUUUGGGAAGAAAACAUUGCAUUACCUACUCAAGUUCCUAUUCAUACACCUAGUAGCCCUGAUGCUGCCAAAGAAGCGACAACCGAACAAGGUAUUUUAAAGCCUUCUGGCAAUUUGAAACGUAGACCUAGUUUAGAGUUUCGUAAAAAGUGUUUUAAAGACAGAUUUCAGCAGAAGAUUAAGCAAGGCAAUGAUAGCAUCCAAGAAUUAAUCAAAAGUUUUUAUGAAGAUGACAUUAACAGCCGCAUUGGUGCAGGAAAGAAACAAUAUGUAAAAAAAUUUGGAAUAAUAAAACAAAAACGGUAUCUGCUGGAUUCUGUUAAAAAUUUGCAUAAAAAAUUUCUUGAAGAGAAUCCUAACAUACUGAUUAGUUAUGUAACAUUUACAAGACUACGUCCAUUUUGGGUCUAUUUGCCACGAGAUGACAGGGAAACAUGUGCAUGUAUGGCACAUACAAAUAUAGAUCUAAUGAUUUUAGCUUUAAAGAAAAAUAAAAUAGUUGACAUAAGGAAUUACCGGGAUAUGCUGCACGUUCUUUGUUGCGACAAAUACAAUAAAAAGUGCGUUGGCAGAGAUUGUAAAACUUGUAAAAACAGAGUUAUAUCGUACAAUGAAUUUAAUAAUACGGACGAAAUCGAGUACCAUGAAUGGUGCAGAGAUAAAAAAGAAAUUAAGCUCCAAAGAAAUAAAUAUAGUGAAAAAAUUUACAAGGAAAAUAAUGCCUAA